AUGUCGAACACGAAGACUCACAUCCUCGUAUUCCCAUAUCCAGCACAAGGCCACAUGCUUCCACUCCUCGAUCUCACCCACCAACUAGCUCUUCAAAACACAUUCACCAUAACCAUCAUCAUCACUCCCAAAAACCUCCCAAUUCUAAACCCACUCUUAUCAUCCCACCCUAACACCAUCAAAACACUCGUUUUCCCCUUUCCUUCACACCCAAAAAUACCCUCUGGUGCAGAAAACAUCCGUGAUGUAGGCAACACCGGAAACUACCCUUUCAUCAACGCUCUUUCCAAUCUCCAGAGCCCAAUUAUCCAAUGGUUUAACACCCAUUCUAAUUCCCCUGUUGCUCUCAUCUCCGAUUUCUUUCUUGGUUGGACUCAACAACUCGCCACAAGACUCGGUAUUCCAAGAAUCGUAUUUUACUCUAGUAGUACGUUUUUGGUAGCUGUCAUCAACUGCUGUUGGAGUAACCCGCUGCUGUUACAGUCGAAGGAGGUUGUUGAAUUCCCCGAAUUACCCGGGAAACCGUCGUUUAAGUAUGAACACCUUCCUAGCUUAGUCCUCCGUUACAGAGAAUCGGAUCCCGAAUCUGAGUUUGUAAGGGAGAGUUUUAUUUCCAACGCUGCAAGCUGGGGAUUCGUUCUAAGCACAUGUAAAGCUUUGGAUGGUCGUUAUUUGGAUUAUAUGCAGGCACAGUUCGGUAACAAUAGAGUUUAUAUUGUUGAUCCAUUGGGUACUAUCCGGGUUGAUGUGGAUCUAGACGGUGGAUCUGAUGUGUUAAGCUGGCUUGAUAGGUUGGAGGAGGAAGGUUCAGUGGUUUACGUUUGUUUUGGGAGUCAGAAGCUAUUGAGAAGAGAACAAAUGGAGGCGCUGGCAUUUGGGUUGGAGAAAUCCGGGACCCAAUUCGUUUGGGUUGUAAAGGAACCGUCGACGGUGGAGCAAAUAGAAAAAGGUUAUGGGUUGGUGCCAGAAGGGUUUGAGGAACAGGUUUCGGGUCGGGGGAUUGUGGUAAGGGGUUGGGCUCCGCAGAAGGCUAUAUUGGGUCAUCGGGUGGUGGGUGGAUUCUUAAGUCAUUGUGGGUGGAACUCGGUGUUGGAAGCAGUGGUGGCGGGGGUUGGGAUUCUUGGGUGGCCGAUGGAGGCUGAUCAGUUUGUGAAUGCAAAGAUGUUGGUAGAGGAUAUGGGAGUUGCAGUGAGAGUUUGUGAGGGGGCAGAUUCGGUACCCGACCCCGAUGAGUUGGGUCGAGUGAUAUCUGGAGUUAUGAGUGAGAGUAGUCGACUAAAGAAAAGAGCUAAGUUGAUGAAAGAAGAAGCAAUUGGUGAUGUGGGUAAGGAUGAUAUUUCACCUAAUGAGUUGCAUGAAUUUGUCGAAGCCUUGAAGCAGCUUGGUGUUAAAGAAGAAUCAUAG
Messenger RNA from Lathyrus sativus (Indian pea), 1404 nucleotides. The record is from the annotation of a GenBank genome assembly. Lineage: Eukaryota; Viridiplantae; Streptophyta; Magnoliopsida; Fabales; Fabaceae.